AUGUCUGAGAAAAAAAGAGAAAAAAAAGUAGCUGCAGGAAGGAAACUACUGCAACAAUACCAGCAGAGGAAUGGUCCUGCUAGACCUGGAAGAUCCAAGAAGAGGAAAAUGAAAGAGGGAGGUAACCCCAAAACAAACACCUCUGGGGACUGUCCUUUACUCAAGGGUGCGGCCCAAGACCACGCAGACCCUGAGCCUCCCCCUCCCCUGGGCACUGUCACAGCUGCCAGGGUCCAGAGCGUCACAGGUCCCAAUAACACCAAGGACCUGGAGAGACACAACCAACACCUGGUGCUUGCCCUGGACUCCAGCACAAUACAAAAGCAGCAGCUCUGCACUGAGAUCCAAGAGCUGCAGGAUCAACAGGGAAAAGACAAGGAGAAGAUGGCCUGUGUGCACGAAGCCCUGAAAGCAGAGCUGGAGCAGCACAAGCUGUCGAUACAGAUGCUGAUUCGAGAAAAAGCAGACUUACAAUCUGCCCUGGCCCACAAGCAGCAAGAGGCCGAUGAAAGAGCACUGGAGCAGGAGGGUCUUACCAGCUGCCUGCAGGCUGCACAGCAGCGCGUAACAGAACUGGAAACAACAUUGUCUGCAGUCAACACCACGCAGAAUGAAACUGAGAACAACAACAUAGAGCUCAUGAAAGCCCUGAAUCGCGUGAAGCUGCAGCUCCAGGAAAAGGCCAGAAGUAUUGAAGACCUGGAGGAUGAGAACACCGAGCUGCAGGAGAGGCUGGAAGUGCUCCUGACACAGAAGGCCAACAUGAAAAUGGAAAUCCACAAGUUCCAAGAGGAACUAGUGGAGCGGGCAGAGUUGGAAAGCCAACUCAACAACAUGAAGGAGUUGGUGGCAAAAUUAAAGGAGGAGAGAGACACCUUUGCGGAGGACCUGAGGCUGGAGAGCUCCACGGGGAAGGAGAAAGUCCAGCAGCUGCUAGAGCAGGUGAGCCAGCUGAGAGAGGAGAAGGAGCAAGGGGUGAGGCAGGUGUUGGAGUUGGAGAGCAAGCUGGUGGAGCUGAGAGAGCAGCUGUCAGAGCUGCGGCCCCCAGAGCCGCCUGCAGGGCCAGCUCAGGCUGAGCAGCAGCUGCAGGCCCACACCCUGCAGUUGCAGAAGGAGCUCAAGACCCUGGAGGAGCAACUUCACCUCCAGGUGGAGGAGAACCAGAGCCUCAGUCUCCAGAACCUGGAGCAGCAGCAGCGGCUGUGGAUACUGGAAAAGAAGGCUGAGGAAUGGGCACAGCAUGCCGAGGACCGGCGCAAGAUCCUGGAGACCAUGGAGAAGGAACAGGAGACCUUGAAACGCACGCUGGUGCACAACCGCCAGCUGAAAGAAGAGCUGGCCCAGCUGCAGGAUGCCUUGCAGAGGCUGAGCGCUGAGAAGGGGGAGCUCGCCAGCAUCCUGCACACAGAGCAGCAGGAGAAGACAACCCUGCAGGCGAAGCUGGAUGAGCUGGAGGAGGAAUUCAAAGAAGGAAAAGACGUGGCAGAGUUCACGCGCCAAGCAGCUGAGGAUCUGCAGGAGCUGCAUGACAAGUACCUGGCCCAGGUGCAGGAGCUGAGCGCCACCUGCAAACAGCACAAGGCCACCAGCCAGCAGCUGAUGUCAGAGAAGGAGGCCCUGCAGCAGCACCUGCUGAAUCAGAGCCAUCUGAUGGAGCAGCUGAAGCAGGAGCAGGUGCAGAGCAAGUUGCUGGCCCAGAUGGAAAGGGAGAAGUUACAGGACACUCUGAAGUGUCUGGAAGCAACAAGACAGGAGAAUGCGCAGCUGCGGGCCCAGCUGAGCGCCCUGGCUUUCCCCAGGGAAGAUGAAGGCCUGAGCCAAGACGAAGACAAGGGUGAGGAGGCGACUCCCCAUGAUGUGACUGUUCCAGACGACGUAGACAACCCGCAGAGCAUGUGGGAUUUUUACAUGGACGCACUGUCCAUCGCAGAAGGCAGGAAGGCGAGGAUGAGCCGGCAGCUGCAGGAGCAGCAGGCCCGCUGCGGGUGCCUGAGUCAGCUGGCAGCCCAGUGCCAGAGAAAGCUGGAGAGCCAGGCCGCCUUCCCCCAGCGCUGCAUCCACAGGCUGUUCGGCAAGAAGAAGCAGGACACACAGGCGCCCAAGAAGCAGCUGCACAUCUGCUUCCCCGAAGACCUGGCCAGCAAGGGACACCCCCAGAGUCACGUGGAUGACCUCCACCAUCGCUGCAGCCAGCUGACCCAACACCUGACCACCAUGGAAGAGACCAUCGUGCUGUACAAGGAACAGCUAGAAGUCCUGGAGAAGCUGUGUCAGGAGAAAGAGCAGUGUGUGAGCCAGCUGUCCCAGGAGAAGAGGAGGAAGAGGAAGGAGCUGAAGGAGCUGUUGCUGCGCCUUACAGGGGAGAGCACAGAGUGCCAGGAUAUGAUGCUGGCAGCCGCCCAGACCCCUGCUACCGAGGACCCCUCAGACCUCUCAGUCCCCCUGAAGACCGAGGUCAGGGAGGAGCAGCAAGGCUGUGAAGAUAUGCAUCUUCAAGAAAGCUUGAAGCCUGUCCCUGAAGAGGCUGGGGCCCCUGGGCCCCUGGAGAGCCCCACUGCAGAGCCUCCUGUGCCGCUGCUGCCUGCCAUCCAGCCCCAGCAAGAGCCCACAGACGGGGGCGAAGAGUCCUGCCUCCCUUUCUUCUAUAAGCCACAAGCAGAUGAUGUAUUUGAAAUCAUCACCAUCUAA
Dipodomys spectabilis (banner-tailed kangaroo rat) is the source of this 2688-nucleotide messenger RNA. Its product is annotated as golgin subfamily A member 2-like. Gene Ontology annotation, cellular component: cis-Golgi network; Golgi apparatus; Golgi cisterna membrane. Gene Ontology annotation, biological process: spindle assembly; Golgi organization. The coding region runs from base 1 to 2688 and encodes 895 amino acids. NCBI's taxonomy places the organism in Eukaryota, Metazoa, Chordata, Mammalia, Rodentia, Heteromyidae. The transcript has a single exon. Gene Ontology annotation, molecular function: protein binding. The record is from RefSeq and is a predicted model, not a curated record.